This is a messenger RNA of Colletotrichum destructivum, 1212 nucleotides long. Its product is annotated as Putative epoxide hydrolase, alpha/Beta hydrolase. The transcript has 4 exons. The record is from RefSeq and is a predicted model, not a curated record. Bases 1 to 1212 code for a protein of 403 amino acids. Lineage: Eukaryota; Fungi; Ascomycota; Sordariomycetes; Glomerellales; Glomerellaceae. Gene Ontology annotation, biological process: epoxide metabolic process. Gene Ontology annotation, molecular function: epoxide hydrolase activity.
AUGGCCAAUCACUUCAACAUCAUUCCCAAGAAUAUCCCGGGUAGUCCCGAGCCUUUCAAUCUUCACGUGCCUGAGAAGGACUUGUCCGAAUUUCGAGAGCUCUUGCAACUCUCUAAGAUCGGGCCAGCAACAUGGUGGAACCAGCAUACCGACGGUCAAUUCGGAAUCUCUCGAGAAUGGCUCAGCCGUGCGAAGGAGACCUGGCUGACCUUCGGCUGGCGCAAGCAUGAGGAACACAUCAACAGUUUCCCCAACUUCAAGAUUACGGUUGAAGACGUGGAAGCUGGACAGAUCAAACUCCACUUUUCUGCGCUGUUCUCUGGAAAUAAGGAAGCUAUCCCAGUUGUCUUCCUUCACGGAUUUCCAGCUUCAUUUACUGAGUUCCUGCCGAUGAUGCAGUUACUAGCCGACAAGUACACGCCCGAGACUCUUCCGUACCACAUUAUCGCGCCAUCCUUACCUGGCUAUGGUUUGUCCGGUAGCUCUAAUCAGAAUGUCGAGAUGACUUUUGAACAAGCUGCACGGAUUAUGAACCAGCUUAUGAUUGACCUUGGAUUCGGUAAUGGGUACGUCGCACAGGGAGGUGAUCUUGGCAGCCUGCUCGCACGAAUCAUGUCCGUUCGGUACGACGCUUGCAAAGCUUUCCAUCUCAACAUGCUUGCCUUGAAUCCGGGAGAUAUAGCCCCUCCCUUCGACAGCCUGACCACUGAAGAGCUGCAAAUAAUGGAAAGGACCGAGGUCUUCCGCAAAACUGGCUUAGCAUUUGCACUUGAACAUGGCACUCGUCCCUCCACCGUCGGGUUGGCUAUGUCGUCCAACCCGCUCGCUCUGCUGGCUUGGAUUGGCGAGAAGCUUCUCGAAUGGGUUGACCAGCGCGAACCGCUCUCCAUUGAUACUGUGUUGUCUAUAGUAAGCUUCUACUGGUUCACAGAUACGUUUCCUCGUAGCUUGUAUCACGCAGAGAUGGUGAAGGGACUUUCCGAAGGAAAACCCCAUCCGACAUCGAAAGAAAAGCCGCUAGGGUAUUCCAUGUUCGCGCAUGACCUUGCGGUGUUGCCCCAAGCCUGGGCUAAACAGAUCUACCCCAAUCUAGCUUUCUUCAAAGCCCAUUCAAUGGGAGGGCACUUUGCCAGCCUGGAGCAACCAGAGGCGUUCUUAGCAGACAUCGAGGAGUUUUUAGAGAGCGUUGCCAAGUUAUUUUCAACCGAGUAG